GGUCACCCUGCAUUCAGUGUUUUGUGAACUGUUCAAGAAUCCGAUUCGAAUAUAAUUGCUAGGAAUAACAAUGAUGCAGAUGAGCGAGUACAAGGUGCUUCCGCAGAAUGCACCGCAGGACGAGAAUGGCGCAGUGGUCCUUCAGCCGCAGGCGGCGAAUGCCGGAAUCAAUGCCAACGGACCUGAGAACUGGAUGUCGAUACCCGUGGGCAUGCCCAACUGCCCGCAGGGACUGGAAUACCUGACCGCCCUGGACCAGCUGCUCGUGUCGCAGAAGAUCGAGAAACUGGAGCUGCUCACCGGCUUCGAGACGGAGAACCGCUUCAAGGUGAAGAACUCACUGGGCCAGAAUGUGUACUUCGCCUUCGAGCAGAGCGACUGCUGUACCCGCAACAUGCUCGGCCGUUCGCGUCCCUUCGAGAUGAAGAUCCUGGACAAUUUCCAGAACGAGGUACUCCACCUGUACCGGCCCUUUAAGUGCGACCUCCUCUGCUGCUUUCCCAGCUGCAUGAACGCCGUGGAGGUGUCGGCGCCACCCGGCCAGGUGAUCGGAAGCGUGGAGCAGGUCUGCACCUUCAUGCGGCCCAAGUUCAACAUCAAGAACACAUUCGGCGACACCGUCCUGCAGAUCGAGGGACCCCUCUGUCCCUGCAAGUGCUUCAGUGAUACCAACUUCAAGGUAUUGAGCGCGAACAACGAGGAGAUCGGAAAAAUCAGCAAACAAUGGUCCGGACUGGGAAGGGAGCUGUUCACCGAUGCGGAUUAUUUCAGCAUCACCUUCCCGCUGAAUCUGGAUGUUCGCAUGAAAGCGCUUAUAUUCGCAGCUCUAUUUUUGAUUGACGUGGUUUACUACGAGCAGUAAGCCGUCGAUGGAUCGAAUUAUAAAGGAACAAACGCCCAGACAUUAUUAUCGCCGACUGCUUUUUGGUUCGACGUGUUGCAUCGUCAUAGCUAUAAGAAUUUUGUAUCCCCUUAUUUGAUUAACGUUUCCGGGAAUCUGAACAGUGCAACGCUUUGAUCGAUAUGGAAUCUCCAAAGCAAAAGGAAUCUCACGCAUUAUUUCGAUGUGAACCGCAGUUGCACCUUCGUUUUUUAAUGGACCUCGGUUUUUGGCAUUUAAAGCACACCACAAUGUAGCACAUACUGACAACGCACAAAACAGAAACCAGAAAACAGACUACACACUAAGAAUCAGACGAGAACGAGUGCCUUAUGACGUCCUAGUUGUUAUUGUCGUCGCCCCGCCCCGUUUCCCAGAUUUAUAUACCUCGACAUACCUAGCUUUGUUGUACCCAGAGGUCGGAGCACAGGAUUACUUAACUGCAACCAUGGCGUACCUAACUAAUUUACUAUUACCUAUUACCAAUUACAUAUAACAUAUAUUUUUGUAUGAAACUAAUUGCAAUCGAAUUGUUACCCAUUAUUGUGGCCUCGUGAGCCAGCCUUCAAGGCAUUUUGAAAUCGAUUCAAUAUUGUCCUUUUUGGUGCCGCUGCUGUGGCGCCGCGCAAUUGGCAUCACUUUCACAUGUACUUCAUCAAUUUAUUUAUCUCUCAGUUAUGCUGUAAAAUAAACGAACUAUAUUUUGUACAAAA
Molecule: messenger RNA, 1593 nt
Organism: Drosophila santomea
Lineage: Eukaryota; Metazoa; Arthropoda; Insecta; Diptera; Drosophilidae
Product: phospholipid scramblase 1
Exons: 4
Coding region: 71-862 (263 amino acids)
Biological process (GO): plasma membrane phospholipid scrambling
Cellular component (GO): plasma membrane
Molecular function (GO): phospholipid scramblase activity
Source: RefSeq, a predicted model, not a curated record